UGUGGACCUGGGAAUAUCGGACCACCGGCGCUGUCCGGAAUUUCCAUUUAUUGGGUCUUUUUGCUAGAAGGUCAUUAAUAACGACAAAGCAAUCACUUAUUCUCGUUCACAGAGCAAAAGAAGGUUUGAGAGGGAUUGCAAGGAGGCAGACCGGGCGCAGCAGUACUUCGAGAAAAUGGACGCGGAUAUUAACGUGACAAAAGCAGAUGUCGAAAAAAAUCGUCUGGCAGUUGUGAGGUGCAUGGCUGCAGCCGGCGGGGCCAUAAUGCCCAAGCACGAACAGAUCCUCAUCCUUGACCCGCCCAACGAGCUCAAAUUCAGAGGUCCGUUUACGGAUGUUGUCACCACAAAUCUCAAGCUUCGAAAUCCAUCAGAAAGAAAAGUGUGUUUCAAGGUGAAAACUACAGCCCCCCGACGUUACUGUGUGCGACCAAAUAUGUGUGCGACCAAAUGCGGUACAAUAGACCCUGGGGCUACAGUAACGGUCUCUGUAAUGCUACAGCCCUUCGACUAUGACCCAAAUGAAAAGAGUAAACAUAAGUUCAUGGUACAGACAAUAUUUGCACCGUCAAAUACAUCAGAUAUGGAAGUCGUGUGGAAAGACGCAAAGCCUGAUGAUCUUAUGGAUUCAAAAUUAAGAUGCGUGUUUGACAUGCCACACGAACAUGAGAAGCCGACACAUGAAUCUUCUAAACUCUUUACCUGUCUGCCUGGAUCAAAAGGCAGUGCUUCCAUGGAUGAUACUGAAACACGGAAGCUAGUGGAGGAAUGUAAGAGACUUCAGUCUGAAAUAAUACAGCUGUCAGAUGAAAAACUCCGCCGUGUCUUCUUCUGUGAACUCUAUGAUGACGUAAGACACAUUGGCCAGAACCUGCCAAAUUCAGAAGAGGUUUUAGCACCGGUUUUUUAUAUGAAGAUAAAAAUAAAAAAAAAACUUCACUGAACCCUUUCAGAAAAACUGAACUCGAUAACUGAUAAGUGAAUCUGAAAACAGGCAAUAUCAAAAGGUACUCGGGCUUCUUAAAGCAAUACUUAUCACUAGCAUUUGGGGUAAUGAUGGAACGUGCUAAUCUCUUUAGGAAUACAAAGGGUUAUUUGAAUGCGUUUGCAGGUCUGUGCAAUAAACAAAAUAAAA
Spea bombifrons (plains spadefoot toad) is the source of this 1135-nucleotide messenger RNA. RefSeq names its product vesicle-associated membrane protein-associated protein A-like. The record is from RefSeq and is a predicted model, not a curated record. Gene Ontology annotation, biological process: neuron projection development. NCBI's taxonomy places the organism in Eukaryota, Metazoa, Chordata, Amphibia, Anura, Pelobatidae. Gene Ontology annotation, cellular component: endoplasmic reticulum membrane; plasma membrane. Gene Ontology annotation, molecular function: FFAT motif binding. The transcript has 2 exons. The coding region runs from base 176 to 943 and encodes 255 amino acids.